AUCCACGCACAUUCUGCUGCUGCUUUCCCCCCAUUUCUCCGAUCGGAUUUAGAUUUUCAGAUCCAAUCGGCCCAUCGAUUCUCUCCAUUUCUGAUCUGCCGGACGUUUCUCUUUGAGAGGUGAUGGGGCGUCUCGCUCUGCUCCUUUUGCUUGCUUUCGCGUCGCUGCACCAGCUCUGCUUCGCCGCCGCCGCCGCCGACGACGACACGAUCUUACACGAGACGUUUGAUGAGCCGUUUGAGGGACGAUGGAUCGUCUCUGAGAAGGAGGACUACAAAGGUGUCUGGAAGCAUGAGAAAAGUGAAGGGCAUGAUGAUUAUGGACUUCUAGUAAGUGAACAGGCACGGAAGUAUGCCAUUGUGAAAGAGCUCAAUAAGCCUGUGGAUCUCAAGGACGGAACUACUGUCCUUCAAUUUGAAACUCGCCUACAGAAUAGGCUUGAAUGUGGUGGUGCAUAUUUGAAAUAUCUACGUCCCCAGGAAGCUGAGUGGAAACCAAAGGAAUUUGACAAUGAAUCUCCUUAUUCAAUCAUGUUUGGACCUGAUAAAUGUGGGUCCACAAACAAAGUGCACUUUAUCGUAAAGCAUAAGAAUCCCAAGAGUGGUGAAUACAUUGAACACCAUCUCAAAUCCCCACCCUCAGUCCCAUCCGACAAGCUAACUCAUGUUUACACUGCCAUCAUAAAGCCCGACAAUGAGCUGAGAAUUCUGCUUGAUGAUGAGGAGAAGAAGAAGGCAAAUUUGCUUUCGGCUGAUGAUUUUGAGCCUCCACUCAUUCCUGCCAAGACAAUUCCUGAUCCAGAUGACAAGAAACCUGAAGACUGGGAUGAGAGAGCAAAAAUUCCUGAUCCUGAUGCGACAAAGCCAGAUGAUUGGGAUGAGGAUGCACCAAUGGAGAUUGAAGAUGAAGAUGCUGUGAAACCAGAAGGAUGGUUGGAUGAUGAGCCUGAGGAGGUAGAUGAUCCUGAUGCAACCAAACCAGAAGAUUGGGAUGAUGAAGAGGAUGGUGAAUGGGAGGCCCCCAAAAUUGAUAACCCGAAAUGUGAAACAGCCCCUGGUUGUGGUGAAUGGAAGAGACCAAUGAAGAGGAAUCCAGCUUACAAGGGAAAAUGGCAACCUCCUCUUAUCGAAAACCCCAAUUACAAGGGUAUCUGGAAGCCUCGUGAGAUUCCAAACCCCAACUACUUUGAGCUUGACAAACCUGACUUUGAGCCUAUAACAGCUAUUGGUAUUGAGAUCUGGACAAUGCAAGAUGGUAUACUGUUUGAUAAUAUUGUCAUUACAAAGGAUGAAGAAGCUGCAGAGUCAAUUCGUGACACCACUUGGCACCCAAAGUUUGAAAUUGAGAAAGAAAAACAGAAGUCUGAAGAUGAAGCUGCUAGGUCUGAUGGACUUGCAGGCUACCAGAAGAAGGUCUUCGACAUCCUAUACAAGGUUGCUGAUAUUCCUUUCUUGAGUAAAUACAAGCCUAAGAUACUUGAUCUGAUUGAGAAGGGAGAGAAACAACCCAACAUCACCAUUGGCAUCCUUGUCUCUGUUGUGGUGAUAAUUAUCACUAUUCUCUUCAAGAUCCUUUUCGGUGGAAAGAAACAAGCAAGAGUGGAGAACAAGCCAGAGGUCAGUGAGACUUCUAAUGAUCAAGGAAGCAGCGAUGAGAAGACUGAAGAGAUGGAGAAAGAAGAGGAACCUGCUGCUGCUCCUCGCCGAAGGACAACCAGGCGUGAAAAUUGAAGGGGACUAAAAGGGGAGAAGGUUGAAACUGAUAUCACUAUUGGUAAAUUUUGAACUUUAGAUGUCCUAGAUCAAACGGAUUCCUAUUCAUGUUUGUUUGGUAAUUUUUAGCUCUAUAAUGAAUAUUAGGUUAAUGAAGAGUGUACAUGAGACAGUAUUGUUCUGCCUCAAAGCAAAAACUGUUUUGACAGAGUUUUGAGAAUUUUAAGCCGUUGAAUGCCAAAGAUCUCAUCUGUUUACUCAA
Molecule: messenger RNA, 1974 nt
Organism: Rubroshorea leprosula
Lineage: Eukaryota; Viridiplantae; Streptophyta; Magnoliopsida; Malvales; Dipterocarpaceae
Source: the annotation of a GenBank genome assembly